AGCUGUCGGGAGGUGGGGUGGGCAGGGGCCAGGGCUCUGUUGGUGGCCCGGGGCAGCCAGUCCCUCUGCUCAGGGCUUCAGUUCCUCACACUCACAAGGGAAUCCCAGCGCUCUCCUCUGGAGGUCGCUGGAGGGCCUUGUGAGGUGGCCGUGGGCACUGUGGCCCCCAGGCACUGCAUUGUGGCCUGGGCGUGUUGGCCUUUGAGCCUUUGGCCUUGAGCACUUCCCCAUCCCCCAUGGCUCUUGGCCGUUGGGGCCCAGUUGGCCGCAGAGCCUUUGGCCUUGAGCACUUCCCCAGCCCCCAUGGCUCUUGGCCGUUGGGGCCCAGUUGGCCGCAGAGCCUUUGGCCUUGAGCACUUCCCCAGCCCCCAUGGCUCUUGGCCAUUGGACCCCAGUUGGCCACAGAGCCGCGGGCAGGUGGGACAGGCAGGCACUGGGUGCCUCCUUGCACCAGCCAGGCCCAGCAUGCAGAGUGGAGUGGGCCGGUCCCUCCUGCCAGGCAAAGGAAGGGGGCUUCGGGCCCCUCCCUGCUGUGGCCUCCUCCCCUCUGCUGCCUCCCACUAGGCCCUGGGAGACACUGCCUGCAGAUUUAUGAACUGACAGACCUAGAGAUUAGAGAUUCAAAAGCCAAAUUCUUACACAAUUCGAGUAUUAACGCAGAUUUGGAUUUAUAAUUUGGGACUCCAAGGUCUACCAAGUAAUUUGCUGUUUCAGCAGAAUAGCCCUUUUAAUUUGGGGUAUAUAUUUCUAACACUGUUUUUUAAAUAUGGAGAGUAAACAAAAUGGCCCAUUAUCUGACCACACAAAUACUAGUAGUCAUUAUAGAUAAACCAUAGCAGAUAAAUAAUAGUAAACAAAGCAACAGGCUGUGUCAUAGGAAAUCCCCACCAUGAAGAAAGGAGCAAGGUGGAAAGUUCUGGCUGCUUCAGAAAUAACAUCUGCUUUGCUGCCGAGCUCAGAGGAGACCCCAGACCCCUCCCGCAGCCAGAGGGCUGGAGCCUGCUCAGAGGUGCUUUGAAGGGUCUGUGACCUGAACCCCUGGGCUUCUGCCUCAGGCCUCCUGUGCUCUGCUCUCUGCCUGCUGGGUCCCCUCACCAGGCUUCUGUCUGUCUGGUUCCCAGGCUACCUGCCUGGAGGGUCACACCAGGAGGAUUUCAAACAGAGGAUCCCUGGGCUGCCCGGGGAAGCACCCAGGGCCAGGGAGUGUGACCCUGCAGGCUCCACACAGGACUGCCAGAGGCACACACCUGCUCUGUCUACCCGAGGGCACCAGAGGGCACGAGAAGGCUGGCUCCCUGGCACUGACACGUCAGGCAACUGAGGCACAAGGCUGGCAUUUCUGAACCUUGCCCCUCUGCGAACACAAGGGGGCGAUGGUGGCACUCCAAGCAAAGGGGCGUGUGGGUGCUGCAGGAGGAGCACAGAGCACUGGCGCCCCUCCCCUCCUGCCCUGCAGAUGCUGGAGGCCCCGCCUCUGCUGUUGGCAGCUGUGUUGCUGGGCCUGGUGCUGCUGGUGGUGCUGCUGCUGCUUCUGAGGCACUGGGGCUGGGGCCUGUGCCUUAUCGGCUGGAACGAGUUCGUCCUGCAGCCCAUCCACAACCUGCUCAUGGGUGACACCAAGGAGCAGCGCAUCCUGAACCACGUGCUGCAGCAUGCGGAGCCCGGGAACGCACAGAGCGUGCUGGAGGCCAUCGACACCUACUGCGAGCAGAAGGAGUGGGCCAUGAACGUGGGCGACAAGAAAGGCAAGAUCGUGGACGCCGUGAUUCAGGAGCACCAGCCCUCCGUGCUGCUGGAGCUGGGGGCCUACUGUGGCUACUCAGCUGUGCGCAUGGCCCGCCUGCUGUCACCAGGGGCGAGGCUGAUCACCAUCGAGAUCAACCCCGACUGUGCCGCCAUCACCCAGCGGAUGGUGGAUUUCGCUGGCGUGAAGGACAAGGUCACCCUUGUGGUUGGAGCGUCCCAGGACAUCAUCCCCCAGCUGAAGAAGAAGUAUGAUGUGGACACCCUGGACAUGGUCUUCCUCGACCACUGGAAGGACCGGUACCUGCCAGACACGCUUCUCUUGGAGGAAUGUGGCCUGCUGCGGAAGGGGACAGUGCUACUGGCUGACAACGUGAUCUGCCCAGGUGCGCCAGACUUCCUAGCACACGUGCGUGGGAGCAGCUGCUUUGAGUGCACACACUACCAAUCGUUCCUGGAAUACAGGGAGGUGGUGGACGGCCUGGAGAAGGCCAUCUACAAGGGCCCAGGCAGCGAAGCAGGGCCCUGACUGCCCCCCCGGCCCCCCUCUCAGGCUCUCUCACCCAGCCUGGUACUGAAGGUGCCAGACGUGCUCCUGCUGACCUUCUGCGGCUCCGGGCUGUGUCCUAAAUGCAAAGCACACCUCAGCCGAGGCCUGCGCCCUGACAUGCUAACCUCUCUGAACUGCAACACUGGAUUGUUCUUUUUUAAGACUCAAUCAUGACUUCUUUACUAACACUGGCUAGCUAUAUUAUCUUAUAUACUAAUAUCAUGUUUUAAAAAUAUAAAAUAGAAAUUAAGAAUCUAAA
Molecule: messenger RNA, 2552 nt
Organism: Pan troglodytes (chimpanzee)
Lineage: Eukaryota; Metazoa; Chordata; Mammalia; Primates; Hominidae
Gene: COMT
Product: catechol-O-methyltransferase
Exons: 7
Coding region: 1457-2272 (271 amino acids)
Biological process (GO): dopamine metabolic process; developmental process; catecholamine catabolic process
Cellular component (GO): axon; membrane; dendrite
Molecular function (GO): catechol O-methyltransferase activity; magnesium ion binding
Source: RefSeq, a predicted model, not a curated record